Messenger RNA from Centropristis striata (black sea bass), 2035 nucleotides. RefSeq lists its product as uncharacterized. The record is from RefSeq and is a predicted model, not a curated record. Lineage: Eukaryota; Metazoa; Chordata; Actinopteri; Perciformes; Serranidae. The transcript is spliced from 2 exons. Bases 235 to 1491 code for a protein of 418 amino acids.
UGGUCCAGGGUUCACUGCUAGUGUAAACAAUGAAAAUAUUGAUCUGCAACCACUGGGCAGAAACAUUCACUGACAGUAGAACGAUCAUGUAAAAACAUUAUUUGUAGAUGUGUUUAACAUUGUUGGGGAAUGUACUGACAGCAGAGUGCCGGGAAUUCCUGAGUUCUUCCGCCCCGAGGCGAAAAGAAAACCAGUUUUCUAUACACUGACCCGCGUGUGUGUGUUGUUGCAGCCAUGGAUGGUGUGUUGGAAGGAGCAGUGGUGUUGUGUGUGUGUAAACUGGCCUGCAGUCUCCUCUUCCUGCCCUCCCUGGCUGCCCCCUACAGCCCCGUCAGCUUCUGCUGCUGCUGCCUCCUGGUCUUCACCGACUUCCUGGUCACAGUUUUUCUUACUUACCUUUGCAUCUUUGAGUCGUGGCUAACUGACCUGAACCCAGUAGGCAAUGUGAUUGCCCUGCGCUUCCUGCUCUUUCUCAGCCAUACAUAUGGCGCCGUGUUGCUCCUGACCACGCCUCUGAUUGCUCUGGAGACUCUGACCAGACUGCUGUGGCCUCACUCUGCUGCAGCACAUCAGACAGUGAGCUCUGAUGGACAGCGUUGUUAUGUUGGGGAGGCAACUGCGGAAGAGGAGGAGGACGACAAAGACAAAGAAAAGAUGUUGUCUCAUGCUGUCAGCUACCUCUGCUGCCUGUCAGUCUGGGUUGCCGUCGCCCUCAAUGUCAGGUGGAGAUGGAGGCAGGAGGAAGUGUGGGCUGCUGCCUGUUUGCACACAACCAACUCCCUCAUCAGAUGUUUGCCCAACCUGUUCAGCCCCAUGCCCAGCACCGUGAACCUCUUCUGGGGCAUGGCUUUCCUCUCCCUCCUCCUGGUCCUGCUGACCAUCAGCAACGGCCUGCACAGACGACACUGGGCCCCUGCAAGGAGCGUGAGGACACACAUAGAGAAACAUGGUGUUAACAAUAAUGGCCAUAGUUGCUGGCAAGACCUCGUUCCAGUGCCGCCUGCACCCUCCAAGCCUGUGAACCCUGAGACGUUGGAGUCAGAGCCAGCACAGUGUGUUGACCCAGAGAAAACAGAGAGCAGCUGCACUGUUCACAGACCGUAUUCCUGGAACAGCGUGCAGAUGUCGGCGCAUCACCAUGGAGACUUUGUCCUCAGCUCCCCCGAGUGUUUGUCUGCAGAGAGAGGAGGACAGGAGCUCGGAAGGACAAAGAGAGGUAUACCUCUGACAUUUAUCACGGAGGAACAUGUAGUCUCACAAUACAGGAGCCAAAAAGGGUGGCGGCAGUGGGGUUUUCCCUGCCCCGGGGUGAAUGUAAUGAUAGGGUUUGUGGGUGUGCUCUUCAUCUUUGUGCUGCCUCUAAACCUCAGUGUGAACAUUCUUCUGAUCAGGACUAUAGAGACUCUACUGGAGCUGUGUAUAAAAGCUUUAGCUUCAUCUGCAACAAACGCAAAUAAUGCAUUCACCUCUCACAAGGAAACACUUGUAUAAAAGCCGGCAGGUGAGACGGAUAAGUGGAUGCAGAUUGGAGGCUAUUUGCAACAUGAUCACCAGAUUAAUAUUGCAUGUGUGCAGACAGCAGGUCUGCCUGUCAACACUGGUUUGAAAAGACUGUAAAUAAACAUUGCAGAGCAGCUAUUCACAUGUGAUGAAUAAUAUGUGGAAACUGCAAAAAGGUGCUGAGGAGGCAGGUUGGGGCGUGCUUGGUAUUAAGAACUAAACCAGGCUGAAACAGACGACUGGAAGGCCUGUUUUUAUUGUUCAGAGCCUUAAGAUCUGCAGCGAUUUGUCAUCACACAAAGGGUUAUAGAACGAACCUCUCCAGCGUAAAUAAGAUUAAUCCGGGGGCAAACAGUACUUUGAAAGUAGGAAUAUGAAGUGUGCUGGUGCUGCAUCACAUAAACCUUCCAUAAAGCAUGUAUAAAUAAAUACUGAGGGACUUGAGGGUGUGCCACAGAUUUUGUUCUUCUUUGUAGUUUUGUUUCUGUUCUUAAAUAAGCUGGUUUCAAAGGACUGUAUUACUCUUCAGAUGUGA